Molecule: messenger RNA, 3271 nt
Organism: Triticum aestivum (bread wheat)
Lineage: Eukaryota; Viridiplantae; Streptophyta; Magnoliopsida; Poales; Poaceae
Exons: 7
Coding region: 417-2651 (744 amino acids)
Biological process (GO): protein phosphorylation
Molecular function (GO): ATP binding; protein kinase activity
Source: RefSeq, a predicted model, not a curated record
ACUGGGUCGGAAGUGGUUGAGCCAGCGUGGGGUAUAGAGGCCAGUGUGUGUGGUAGGGCGCAGCUUGUUUAUCAUCAUCAAUCAUAAAGAAACUUUAUGAACCUUUCCCUUGCAUCUUCUUCCUCCUCCUCCUCUCGAAGUCUUCUUUCCGAUCCCCAAAUCCUGCUCAUCAUUACCCUCAGGUUGUCUGGAUGUGUGUUACAUACAUCUGGCCAAAGCAUAGAUCAGGUCAUAUAUAACACAUCAAAGCGUUGACGCUGCAGGCUAGGCAGGCUGAUCAGGUCAUCGUCGUCGAUCUUCCUCGAAGCUCGCGAGCGCCAGAUCUCAUCGGUCUCUGCUCACCGGCCGCCUGCUUCUACAGGAUUAGUUAAUUACUUCGCUUCCGCCGCGGUACUGUGGUGUGGUAUUGAUUGCAAAUGGAUGGCGAAAUUGGUAUCAGAUACAAAGUUGACCUAGAGCGCAUGCUGCUUGAUGGAAGUGCAGAGCCAACAUACCUAUGGUUGUCACUUUUAGAAGACAUCACAGACUGUUUCUCUGAUGAUCAGCAAAUUGGUAGUGGUGGGUUUGCAGUGGUUUAUAAGGGAAUAGUCGGAGAACGGAUGGUUGCUGUAAAGAAGUUGUCCCAAACGCUUGAUAUGCAUGAGAAUAAAUUUCACAAAGAGGUUGAGUGCCUGAUGAAAGCCAAGCACAAGAAUAUAGUGCGUUUCCUAGGAUAUUGUUCUGACACGCAAGGGAGAAUUGCAAAUUAUGAAGGUAAGUUUGUGAUGGCAGAUCUGCGCAACUGGUUACUAUGUUUCGAGUAUGUACCAAAUGGAAGUCUCGAUAAGUAUAUUACAGAUUCAUCUGGUGGACUUGAAUGGGGUGAGCGCUACCAGAUAAUCAAGGGAAUCUGUGAGGGCUUACUUCAUCUUCACGAGAAGCAUAUCCUCCACUUAGAUCUAAAGCCAGGUAAUAUAUUGAUUGAUGAUCGGAUGGUACCCAAAAUUGCUGAUUUUGGUCUAUCAAGGUGCCUCGAUAAAGACCAAACACGAGCUUUUACGUCACACCUAUGUGGAUCGCAAGGAUAUCUGGCUCCUGAAUUCUACAGAGGACAAGUCGCAUUUGCCUCGGACAUAUACAGUCUUGGCGUUAUAAUCAUGGAGAUACUAACAGGAGAGAAGGGGUAUCCAGAAGAUGAGAAUGUAGUUGAAAAUUGGAUGAAUCGAUUGGAGACAUCAGAUCAUUUGGAGAUGCAAUUGGAACAAGUAAGAGUAUGUGCUAAGAUAGGGAUAGACUGUAUGGACUUGAACCCGAAGAAGAGACCAGUUGCCCGGUGUGUAAACGAUAGGCUUGAUAAAACAACAAGUGUCGUCAAAACUGGCAUCAGUAGUUCAUCAGUCAAACAACGGGUCAGUUUCCUAAAGGAACGAUAUUGGCCAGCGAGAAUCGCAAAGCUUUCAUCUGAGUACCUUGGAAAGGACAUCAAGCAACAUGCUAAAAGAGAUGAACUCGUGAACUAUGUUGGGACUCCUAGAGAAAAGCAUUGGCAUCAAGGUCGAGAAGAAGCUCCAGAUGAUCAAUGGUCAUUAUGUGGAGCGCAUGAUACAAAGCAAAAUAUCAUUCCACAAGGUGCAAGUAUUUCUUGCUCUAACCAUGGUGUGCUCUACAAGUUGAACAAUCUAGACAUUUUCAACACAAAAGCACGCAAGAAUUACGUGAAGUUGGGCGGUCCUAUAUUGGAAAAUAUAAAAUGUGUGAAACUUUUCAAAAGGGGGGAGCUCAAGCCAAUUUUAAAGGAUAAGAAUUUUAUUAGAAAAGAUGGCUUUGGAGAACUUUACAAGGGUCUUGUGGAUAACGUACCUAUCAUGGUAAGGAAGCUGAUUUGUGAUAAUGUGGUGGAGAAUGGAGAUUUUGCAAAUGAAGUCAUCAUGCUAUCUCGAGUCAUUCACAAAAACAUCAUUAGGCUCAUAGGUUGUUGCCUUGAAUUUGAUGCCCCGAUCCUAGUCUAUGAGUUUUUCUCCACAGUUAGCCUUCAUGAUAUUCUUCACAUCAACAUCAAACUGCCUCUCAACUUGAGUGUGCGAUAUAAUAUUGCUGCAGCAUUAGCAGAUGCUCUAGCAUAUGUGCAUUCAGUGGUUAGUACCCAAAUUUUACACUGUGAUCUUCAACCAACAAAUAUACUAUUCGAUGAUAAUCUCUUCAGUGGCAACUUUGUCCCCAAGAUCUCUGGCUUUGGCAUGUCAAGGAUGAUUGCGAGAGACAUCAUUGGUGACAUGACUUAUAUGGAUUCAAUAUACCUACAAAAAGGCUAUCUAAUAGAACAAAGUGAUGUAUAUAGUUUUGGAGUUAUCAUCUUGGAACUUCUUACUCGGAGGAAGGCUAUACAUGCUGACCAUAACAGCUUAGUGAGGAUUUUCCUCGAGAAUCACAAGAAGGGUAGGAAAUCAACAGGGCUAUUUGAUAAGGAAAUUGCACUGAAAGGAGAUUUGGGGCUUCUUGACAUGCUGGUAGAAAUUGCCGUCAAAUGUCUUGACGAUGAUGUGGUUCUAAGACCGUCAAUGGUAGAUGUCGCAAAACACCUUUCUCUACUGGAUCGAUCCCUUAAAUCGGGGGGUGCUAGGACAGCUAGUCACGAGGGUCUAGACCCGAGAAAAGCCCAUAGCCAUGGGUAAUUCAUACCUAGUACUUCCUCCAUUCUACUCCGUUUGUAGUCCCUUGUAGGAAUCUCUAAAAAGACUUAUAUUUAGGACGGGAGUAGUUUGCAUCAGUAUAUGUAUCUCGUACUCAAUAUAUACUAGUACUUGGGUACGUGCACAACACAUGUAAAAUUUGCAUUUUUAUAAUUAGUACUACUUGCACUACAACCUGUUUAACAAACUUGACCGGAACGUUAAUUCCUUUCAAAAAAAAUCUCAAGGUGCAAGUAUUAUUAGUGCGUAGCUCUAUGUUUCAAUACAUGUGCCAGUGUGUGUGAUUUGUGCACAGGCUCAAGUCAUACGCGCACACAGAUGGAUGAUAGCCCCAAAUUGCUUAACUUUUUAUAGUCUUUAGAUAAUUAUAGAAAACAAUGGUACCUUCGGCUUACUAUAUCAUGCACUGUAGCUGCAAAUCCCAUCAUUCUCAACCAUCUGAUGGAAUCAAAUCAACGCAGUUUAGUAUAAUAUUUUUGUUGGCCUGAACUAUGGUAGUUUUUGGUUAAAUACUCCAUCUCGGCAGCUGCUCGUCAGUAUUAUGUGGCAUGUUUGUCUUGCGGCGUGGAUUAAAUAUUGGGCAACAUCAUGCGGCUUGUUUG